Molecule: messenger RNA, 1449 nt
Organism: Temnothorax curvispinosus
Lineage: Eukaryota; Metazoa; Arthropoda; Insecta; Hymenoptera; Formicidae
Product: trichohyalin-like
Exons: 1
Coding region: 1-1449 (482 amino acids)
Molecular function (GO): catalytic activity
Source: RefSeq, a predicted model, not a curated record
AUGAUCUUUUGGAAUGUGGCAGGGCUGAAGAAGAAGGACAGAGAAUUCUGGGAAUACAUAGAAGGAUUUGACAUUAUAGGACUAUGCGAAACGUGGGUAGAAGAAAAGGAAUGGGAGAGAAUGAAAAGGAAUAUGUCAAAGAAAUUUGAAUGGAAAUGUCAAUACGCGAUUAGAGAGAAAUGUAAAGGUAGGGCUAAGGGAGGUAUAAUAACAGGCAUAAGGAAAGAGAUAGAGGAGAUAGAUAUUAAGGAAGCGGUAUUUGUAAACGGAAUGCAGGAGAGGAGGCUGAGGGUAGAGGGGGAAAUAUGGAGAAUAAUAACGGUAUAUAAUGGGGAGAAAAUGAGAACAUUACGAAGAGAAUUAGAGGAAAUGAUAGAGGAAAGGGAGGAGGAAAUUCUAUGUAUAGGGGGAGAUUUUAAUGCAAGAAUAGGGGGUGAGGGUAAGAAUUACGAGGGGGACAACGACGAGGAAAGACAGAGAAGCUCUAAAGAUGGGGUAAUAAACACGGAGGGAAAGGAAUUUUUAGGGAUGCUGGAGGAGAGGGGAUGGGAGGUAGGGAACGGUAAUAUGAGAGGUGACGAGGAAGGAGAAUGGACGUACUCCGGAGGAAGAGGAACAUCGGUGGUGGACUACAUGGUGGUGAAUCGAGAGGCGUGGGAUAGAGUGAUCAAGUUAACGAUAGGAGAAAGGGUGGAGUCGGACCACCAACCCUUGGAGGUAGAAAUAAGGGGAGGAGUAGAAAGGUUGGAGGAAGAGAUGCAAAAGAAGACAAAGGAAGUGAUACAGUGGGACGAAGAGAGUAUCAAGAAGUAUAAGGAGAAAGCGGAAGAGGUAGAGGUGGAGGGGGAAGAGGUGGAGGACGUCUGGGAAAACCUGAAGAAGGCAGUAGAGAAAAGUAUGGUAAGGAAAAGGAUUACGAUAAGGAGGAGGAAAAUAGGAGAGAAGGAUUGGUGGGACGAGGAGUGCAAGAGAAAGAAAAGGGGGCUGAAGAGGACAUAUAAAAGAUGGAGAAUGGGAAAGGAAGGAAAGGAGGUAUAUGUGAAACUAAGAAGAGAAUUUAGGGAGAUGUGCAGAAGGAAGGAAGAAAAAAGACUAGAGAAUUAUGAGGAAGAAGUCAGGAGCGCGAAAACAGAAGAACAAAUAUGGAAGAUAAUUAACAAGGAAAGGAAGAAAAGAGUACCAAUUGAGGAAGAUAUAAAGAUGGAGGAAUGGGAGAAUCAUUUUAUGCAGUUGUUGGAAGGAAGUAAAGAGGACAGGAGAGAGGAGGUGGAAAGAAGAAGUAAGGAAGAAGAUGGGGAGCUGGAGAUUCAGGAUCAAGAAAUUGAAGAACAGAUCAAUAACUUAAAGAGGAGAAAAGCGGCAGGAGUAGAUGGGAUAGCAGGAGAGGCAUGGAAGUUCAGCGACGGGCGGAUAAAGGGAAAGUUGAAGGAAAUCCUGAAAAAGGUGUGA